This is a messenger RNA of Chinchilla lanigera (long-tailed chinchilla), 6151 nucleotides long. RefSeq names its product 1-acylglycerol-3-phosphate O-acyltransferase 3 (gene Agpat3). The record is from RefSeq and is a predicted model, not a curated record. NCBI's taxonomy places the organism in Eukaryota, Metazoa, Chordata, Mammalia, Rodentia, Chinchillidae. Gene Ontology annotation, molecular function: 1-acylglycerol-3-phosphate O-acyltransferase activity. Gene Ontology annotation, cellular component: endomembrane system; endoplasmic reticulum.
GGGCGAGCCCGGGGGCUCCCGAUGGGCUUGGCGCGGCCUCUCCAGGCCCCGGGGCCUGCGAGUCACCCCGCUUGACGUGGAGGCGCCGGGCCGGAACAGGCAGGCGGCCGCGGGCAGCCCCACUUUCUGCUUGCUCAGCCCCGGGAGGGCGCAGGAGGGCUGCAGGUGGCACUGCCCGGGCCUGGGGACGGUGCCCGGCAUUCGGGUGUGACCGGCGUGCAGACCGGUGGCUGGGAGAACGGCCACCCCUGGGUCAGGUGACCGGCCGGCCAGUAACCAGACACCUGCCCCCGGCCGGCCGACCCGGGCAGCGUACCCUGGGUGCCGAGGAGAGGCCGGACAGCAGUUGAACCACGGUCAGAAGAGGCCCUUGCACCGGACACCUCUGAGGACAGCCUGUGCCCGCCCUGCUGAACCCACGCCUUGGACGGCUGUCCUCAGCGAGGGCCCCUGUGCCCGGCCCUGAGCGUGCGCCAUGGGCCUGCUCGCCUACCUGAAGACGCAGUUCGCCGUGCACCUGCUCAUCGGCUUCGUCUUCGUGGUCAGCGGGCUGGCCAUCAACUUCAUGCAGCUGUGCACGCUGGUCCUGUGGCCCAUCAACAAGCAGCUCUACCGCCGCCUCAACUGCCGCCUGGCCUACUCGCUCUGGAGCCAGUUGGUGAUGCUGCUGGAGUGGUGGUCCUGCACGGAGUGCACGCUCUUCACCGACCAGGCCACCGUGGACCACUUCGGGAAGGAGCACGUGGUCGUCAUCCUUAACCACAACUUCGAGAUUGACUUCCUGUGCGGGUGGACCAUGUGCGAGCGCUUCGGCGUGCUGGGGAGCUCCAAAGUCCUGGCCAAGAAGGAGCUGCUGUACGUGCCCCUCAUCGGCUGGACGUGGUACUUCCUGGAGAUCGUGUUCUGCAAGCGGAAGUGGGAGGAGGACCGCGACACCGUCAUCGAGGGGCUGAAGCGCCUGGCCGACUACCCCGAGUACAUGUGGUUUCUCUUGUACUGUGAAGGGACGCGCUUCACAGAGACCAAGCACCGCGUCAGCAUGGAGGUGGCCGCCUCCAAGGGACUGCCGCCCCUGAAGUACCACCUGCUGCCGCGGACCAAGGGCUUCACCACUGCAGUCCAGUGCCUGCAGGGAACAGUGGCAGCUGUGUACGAUGUGACCCUGAAUUUCAGAGGAAACAAGAACCCGUCUCUGCUGGGAAUCCUCUACGGGAAGAAGUACGAGGCAGACAUGUGUGUAAGGAGGUUCCCUCUGGAGGAGAUCCCGCAGGACGAGCAAGGGGCGGCGCAGUGGCUGCACAAGCUGUACCAGGAGAAGGACGCGCUGCAGGAGAUGUACGAGCAGAAGGGCGUCUUCCCGGGAGAGCAGAUCAAGCCCGCCCGGAGGCCGUGGACACUGCUGAACUUCCUAUGCUGGGCCACCUUGCUCCUCUCGCCCCUCUUCAGCUUUGUGCUGGGUGUCUUCGCCAGUGGGUCCCCUCUCCUGAUCCUCACAUUCCUGGGGUUUGUGGGUGCAGCGUCCUUCGGAGUCCGCAGACUGAUAGGAGUGACAGAAAUAGAAAAAGGGUCCAGCUACGGAAACCAGGAACUUAAGAAAAAGGAAUAACCGAUGGCUGUGAUUGAACGCACAUAACCUGACGUGGUAUCCAAUUAACUCAAUUAAAAACAGAACAACACACACAGAGCAAGGAGCAAGAGACACUUAGAAACUAUUUUUCUUAUUAACUGGUGACUAAUAUUAACCAAUAAAACUUGAGCCAAGAGCAAAGAACUGACAAGGCCUGCCAGGUGAAGACGGCGCCCGGCUCCCAGCAGGCAGGGUCUCCGCGCCUGCCCGCCGCAGACAGAAGGCCCGGAGGGUGGGCGUCCGAGCUGGGCGCCACAGCUGGCUCCUCGCCAGGGGUCACCGUCUCUCCAGAGCUCCGCUUCCAAGGGGGGCCUUUGGCUGCUUUCUCUUCUUAAACUUAGAUGGAGGUUUCUGUUUUUAUCGGUAUUUCAGGAACUUAACGUGGCCCCUCAGCUCUUCCCCUGCGCCCCUCCACACUGGCUCCUCGUGAGUCCUCCGCUGUCCCCGGGGUGGUCAGUGGGUCCCAGCCCCCCGGAGAGCUGCUGUCCCCCUGCUUGGCACCUCGCUUCCAGGCCCCAGGGCGGGGCCGGAGAAGUCCUGAGCGAUAAGCACACGCUGAAUGUAAGCCGCACGCGUUCAGAGCGCGGCCCGCCCGCCCGUCCCCUCGCCGUGGGGCUGGCAGAGCCGAGCACCGUUUCCCGCCCUGCAGCCCUGCUGCCUGUUAGCUGCGUGCACACACCUCGCAUCUCUUCUUAAAGUGAGUGGACUGUGGCAAGCGCAGUGCGCCCCGAGGUCCUCCCGCUCCCAAGGCCUGUCCCCCUCUGCGUGGCUGUCGGGCUGGGGCCGGGCACAGGGGCCAGGGGCCGUGGCCGGCAGGACCUGCAGGAUGCUUUUGGAGAAGUAGUGGCACCAUCAAGUCCCUUGGGUUGACAGCGUCAGUCGGAGACGGUCCAUCUCCAGCCUGUGGGCGCCUGGAGAGUUCUUACUCGUUGGUCUGAGGAUGGCUCGCCACUUCCUGAGGGGAACUGGAAGCAGAGGCCCCCUUCGCUCCCCUCUGUGGGGCACGAUGUGACCUCAGGGAGGCUGCCCUUGUGCGGGCAGGUGUCCUGCGGCCCUGAGGCCACCACCCACCUCCGGGACGGCCCUGCGGAGGACAGGGUGUCUCCGUCUGCACUCAGUGUCUUCCGCGAAGCCCGUCCCACCCGGUAGAUGUUUCUUCCGGCACCAUGAGUCCGGCCUGGCAGAUGGUGGCUGCCGGGCCACCUGGAGUGGUGGGCAGGUCUCUCCCGCCUCGGCUGACUCGGGCAUCACGUCGCUGGCCUCCCGCUCUGGGCAUCCGUCCGGAACUUCCCGCAGCCUCCCUGACCGUCACGCUCCCGUCACCUUCUUGAGCAAGGGGGAGAGCUGGGUGUUCUCUGGCAGUGGAACCAGCAUUCCGGAGGUAGACGGAUUGAGUCUCUUAGGGAAAACCCAGAGACAGAGGCAGGAAUAUUAGAGAGGAGGGAACAGCCGACUCUGCGUCAGCCCUGGGUGCGUGGGGGACCAGGGAGGCAGCCGGGGUCUGGAGCGGGGAGCAGCGGGGCCUUUGUGCUCUUCACAGGAGCAGUGGCCGCGUGCUGUGCCUCAUGAGGGCGACAGCUUCACCCAGGAGCGCACUUCGACCUCGCCGCCCUCUCGGCGUGGCCCCCCAGCGCCCCCUUCCUUUUCCUCCCACGUCGCGCGGUUCCUUCUCUUCCGUGUGCUCUGGCUCGGGUCGUCGCUGAGUCACUGACCCUGGGUGCUUGCGGCGCUGCAGGGCCACCCUGCACGUUCGGGCCCAGCACUGCACCCGGGCUUCCGCGCUGUGCGUUUCCCAGCUAUGGCUUCCCCAGAGCCCCCUCCCCGGCCGACAUGGGAGGGAUCAGCACUGGGCUGAAGAUCAGGGCGCAGGCUUCACCCCGAGAUCCCUUAUUCUGGCCCAGCUCUGCUAGCACCGCGACACCAAGCCCUCCGAGAGCAAUAAAAACCAUGCUGUGAAUGUUUUUUUUUUUUGCUUUCACCUGCUUCUGAAGAAAGGGGGAGGAGCGCUCCUUUGAUCUUAAAAUUAAAUUCACGUAUGUCAGAAUAGUGCUCACUCUUUUCCUUUACCCUGGUCCCGAACCUCGUGCUUGCUGGCGUCCUGUUGGAUUCAGGCAGUGUUGGCGCCAAGGCAUCUCGGCACUCUCAGACACCCAUGCUGGCCACCGAGGGGUAGCGCAGUCCAGGCCUGGGGGCCGAGGCCUGGGCAGAGCUGUGGGCUGGCCCUGGGGCUCAUGGGAGGCUCCCAGGACCCCAGGUCCUGCCCUUGGGUGCCCUACCUGGAACGUGGUCUCUUGGGCCACCAGCAGCCCAUGCAUGCCUCCUGUGUCUUCUGGCACAGGCCCGAGUCAGGUGCCUUGGGGUCCCGCCCUCCCUGAGGGCUUGUCCGCUGUCUCCACGGUCUUCCCACAUUGUCCUGGCUGUGGCCCUCCUGGUCCACUCGCACAGACUCGGACCGCCCUGUGUGAGCUGGGGGAGGGGCGCGGUUCUGUGUGCCCCUCCCCCGCAAAGUUCCAAGGCCUCCCAAAAGCCUGCAUUCCCCAGUGCCUUCGCGGAGCUCCCGGCUGCUGGGGACCUGUGCUUCUGUCUCGGGGCUCCUUGAGGUGGCCGGCAGGAAGCUGGGAAGGAACCAAGUGGUCACAGAAAGGCAUUUCCUACUCCAGGGACUUUCUCUAAAGUAAGGCCCAAGGAGAGUCUGAAAUGGCUACAUACCGAGAAGGCCUUUAACCCAGAGACAAAAAACAGCCCUGCUGUCCGGCACGUGGUGACAGCACAACGCAGCCCUCCUGAGAGGCACAAAAGUCCCUGCCUCGGACACAGAGUCCGAUCGAAGAGCUGAGCUCUGUGUGUAUAACCCACAAAAGAAUACAGGACAGCAACGUGAGCAGCACUUAUUUGUAAAAAGUAACGCAGGUGUGAUCCUGAUCUCCCCCACUCCCCGGCUGUGCCCCAUGACAUGAGUGCGCCCCCUCCUUUUAGCUGGCCAAGUUGUCCCUGAGCGCUGGUGCCGACCUGCAGAGACCAAGAUGCAGCGGUGAUCCAGCCUCAGGUCGCACCCACAACAGACCACGCACGGUCACGGGGCGUCCACGAGCAUCCGAUGACCCGUCUCGGGUUUGGGGCAAGGAACAAGUGGCUGUCUGCAUGUGGCUCUGUGUCUGUCCGGGAUGCAGGACAGGCCCAGUAUAACCUCCCCUGCCUGCCGACUUCCAUUCACCUGCCCGGCCCCGUGUAUACACUCACGCUGCCUGUCUCCUGCCCCAGCAAGCCGCAUGCGAGCCCUGGCACGCGACACGCAGUGCCCAGCAGGGCAGCGCAGCCUCUGGUCCCUCUGCAGUGUAGCUGGGCUCAGGGCAAACCCUUGAGCCAGAAAUGCCUGCCUUUCUCCUAGAAAGAGCAUGUCCCGGCCUUUCUCUGGUGGCCGCCCCAAACCAAAGGCAACCUGCCCGUAGCAUCCUGGUCCUGGGCACACGGGAGGGCGUGACCCACGGAGCUGGGCUCUGGCUUUGUCCCAGGACCCUGCUGUGGGCUGUCAGAGCAGGUGCUGAGCCUUGGGCUCCUGAUUCUCUCAUGCUGGGGCCAGGAUUCAAAAACACAGGGACGACGUGGGGUACAGUGUCGCACUGUGAUCUGCCUGACUGGCUGGGCGCACCCGUGAGUUAACUUUAUGUCAAGCGUGUGCUGCUUGUCAUGUAGCAUUCUCAGACUGUUCUGGAGCCCAGAAGUCGUGUGGGCGCCAGCCCCGGUCCACCCAGGCAACACGGCAGCAUCUGCCCAGAUGGCUGGGUUGGGGCAGAACUGAUCUUUGCACUAAUGAGGUCACCUGAAGCUUUCGUUUCUAACUUUUCAGUUUCCUAACUUUCUGUUGCAAAAGUACUGGACAGAAGUUGAACUGUGAAUGAGACACUGAAAUGCACUAAAUUGUAUUAAAUUAAACUGGAGUUACUUGACCCGUGAAGAAAUGCCUCCAAUCGACUUGUAUUUAUUGUCUCAGAAUUGUAGUUGUGACAAUCAAAUGUUACUUGCCUCAAGGCCAGGAGACUUGACUGGCUUCUUAAUCGUCAAGCUUGCCGGCGCGUACUGUAACUGUACAUGACCAUCUCUCUGGAAGACCACGCCAUUACUCCCAGCGCCGCCCAUGACAGACGUUAGGUUCUUUUUCUAUUACUGAGAAAUCACCAUGCCUGACUGUUGGCCAGUUUUUGAAGGACACGUUGUAUACAGGGUGCAAUGUAUUAUAGAGCUGCUUCCUUUUGUACACUUCAUUUUUACAAGUUUUGCUACUCACAAGCUUUAUAGAGUGGAGAGGGAGGCGCUUUGCUGGGAGCUGGGGGGGACCUUGCAGGCCGGUGUCCCGAGGAGCGGCCAUGUCGGCGACUGUGCAGAGCUCUCUCCGACCUGGCCGUGGGGGAGUGUGUGUGCUUGGUGGUAUUUUCUGGGUAAGAUGCCCCAGGCAUCACAUUUGUUUGUUAAAAAUGCUACUGUGAAAGAGAGGAAUGAAAUGUCCACAAUAUAAGAGAAAGUGAC